UUAAACUUUCUUCCUUUUCAACAUCAACAACACUACAGCAUACAUCAAGGACUAAUCCCUCCUACCUAUUUAUAUAGAGGAUGAUAAAAAGCACUGUGUUGAAGUUCAUUUCCGCCUUAUAUGUGUAUGUUCUACUCUAUCAUAAGGGAUGCAAUGGAGAAACGGAUUGUAUCCGCAAAGCAACAGACCUAUACCAUAAAUUAAUUAAUAAUUCGACUUGCUUGUCCAGUUUGUCAGUGAAUACUUCGUUAAGCAAUCUGGAGAAAUGUUCCCCAGAAUGUUCAAUAAUAAACUCUGAAGCACCGGACAAUUAUGUGAGAGUACAAAUCAAAUACACUGUUGAUACUGUGUUGAAAUUGGAACAUAAGAAGAACACACAAUGUUCUUAUUCAUCUAAAGAUAUCAAUAUUGAUUGCAAAAUUGAUCAAAACACAUUAGGGUCACUGCAAAGUUGCAUAAUUGGACGUUGUCUUUUAGGACAAAAAGAAAGGAAACAAGUCAUGGAGACACAGACCUGUCCAUUGAUCGGGAAUGGUUCUGACAAAAAUGUUAUCCUUAACAUUUACCAUCUGAUUAUUGUCAUGGUGUUAGGAUCAACCCUUGAAUAUUUCUCAUUGACAGAAAACUAGUUGAUAUCACACUGAAUCUACAAUUAUACCUUGUCUGCAUGACAAUGUUCCAGGCAGUAUUUAUAGAGUUUGAAAUGAAGGAUGGAAGUGUGAAUCUAUACAGAAUCUCUUCACAGCAACCAAUUUAAAUUAUCUAGUUAGAAAAACAUACCAUCUUUAUUAAGUCUUAAAAUUUAUAUUUUAUAGAUCUAUCAUCGAAGAUUCGGGGAUAUUUAAUUUUUGUCCUGUCCAUCCAUCCGUCUGUUUUUGUCUGU
Messenger RNA from Saccostrea cuccullata (small rock oyster), 883 nucleotides. RefSeq lists its product as uncharacterized. Lineage: Eukaryota; Metazoa; Mollusca; Bivalvia; Ostreida; Ostreidae. The transcript has 7 exons. Bases 81 to 629 code for a protein of 182 amino acids. The record is from RefSeq and is a predicted model, not a curated record.